This is a messenger RNA of Oikopleura dioica, 594 nucleotides long. The record is from the annotation of a GenBank genome assembly. Lineage: Eukaryota; Metazoa; Chordata; Appendicularia; Copelata; Oikopleuridae.
AUGCUGAAGGCUGCCUCCCGUUCGUUAUCUAACACCAAUCGAGCUGCCCUCCUUGCUGCCAAGCCAGAAAAUGCUUGGCUCAAGGAGCUCGGUAUCCACCCCGAUACAGACGGUGUUUUUGAUGGAAAAUGGCACGCUGGAAAAGGCGAGCAGUUCACCCCAUUGAGUCCCUUCACUGGCGAGCCUAUCGCUAACGUUCGAUCUGCUACUCCAGAGCAGUACGAUUCCGCUGUCCAAGCUGCAGUCGCUGCUCAGAAAGAAUGGCGAAAUGUCUCCAUGCCUGCUCGAGGUGACGUCGUCAAUGAAAUCGGCCGAGAGCUUGUUGCUAACCUCGACCUUCUGAGCAAACUCGAAUCUCUUGAAGUUGGCAAGACUUACGUAGAAUCAAAGGGUGAAAUUCUCGAGUACAUCCACAUCUGCGAGUUCGCCACCUCCAUGUCUCGACAGGCCCAUGGUGCCAAGAUUCCAUCUGAGCGAGCUAAUCAUCAGCUCGAAGAAAUUUGGAAUCCACUUGGCGUGUGCGCUGUUAUUACCGCUUUCAACUUCCCCAUCGCAGUCUACGGCUGGAAUGCCGCCAUCGGAAGGGAUCAUUAA